Molecule: messenger RNA, 4820 nt
Organism: Tricharina praecox
Lineage: Eukaryota; Fungi; Ascomycota; Pezizomycetes; Pezizales; Pyronemataceae
Exons: 5
Coding region: 77-4660 (1527 amino acids)
Source: RefSeq, a predicted model, not a curated record
CACCAUCACCAUCACCUCCUCCUCCUCCUCCUCCUCCUCCUCCUUCUUCUUCUUCUACAUACGAAAUAUACAAAAUAUGUUGCGGAGGAAAUGCACGAUCGAAAACGGCAGUGUCGUGUCCGAACGCGAGGACGAUUUCUACGACGAAGGUGAUGACCAGUGGGCGCAUGUGCCUAGGAAGAUAUCGUCCGUGGACGAAAGCGCGGAUAGGAUGGGGAAGCGGAACGAUGAUAACUCCAACUAUCGGAACCCCUACAUCGAAGACUACGCUACGAGCAAUGAAGACGAGGGGAGGAAUCAGCAGGAAGAGGACGAUACAGAUGCGGAGGAGGUGCCGCAGUACCAAAGAAGACCCAGGCCUAGACCGGGGGUCAAUAUAUUGAUUGAGCACAACAAUGACAGAUCAGUAUAUUCAAACGAUUUAUAUUCCGAAACGUCCCAGAGGCAGAAGCCUCGUAGGCAUACAACCGUUAGGUUCAAGGAGCCAGAGGGGUCCGAAGAAUACCGGUACGGUGUCGAGCUCAAAGCUCACUUGAAGCGAGUCCAGACGUUGCUCGCCGAAGCCAAGAGAACGCUGCUAGUCAAGACCGAAAAUCCCAAGCAGGAAACGAAUGUUGAUAUGGAUGAAUUAUUCCGCCGAUUUUGUGAGCGAGUCAAAUGGGAAGAAGCCAAGAGGGCGGAACUAUUGGAGCGGGACAACCGGAUGAUUGUGGAAGAGGCGAAGAUGCUGCAAGAGGCCAUGCUCGCCGAACACGCGAAAGAGAAAGAAUUCGAGGCGAAGGUUCGGGCAUGCGUUGUGAAUCUUUUGGGUCCACAAUGUCUGGAGUGGUCCUCUCAAGGAGGUCCUCCUCCUUCUCGCCCUCCCCUUCCUUCACCACCUCAGCAAGCUAUUGAGCCCGUGUGUACAUGGCUACCAAAAGCCCUGAUUUGCAAGGAAGCGAUAAAAGAGCUUGGUGUGAAAUAUUACGAACGGGAUGAGUACUUUCUGGUGGAUCAACACCUGGAAACUUCUACCCAGGAGGAGCUGGUUGACCGAACCAUAGUCUUGAAAGAAUAUUCCAAGAGAUUCCAAGCUGCUUCAGUUGUUGCCGGGCCAAAUGGAACCUGGUGCAAACACAUCAAACUGCCAGGCGCCCGAUAUCCUGUGGUCAUUCCAGUCGCUAUGGGCCCCCAUGAGGAAUGGGAUGACGACGAAGACAGGCAUUACGAGUCGUCGUAUACGGCCUCGUCCAGCGACUUAUCCCAAUCAUCUUGGGAUGCGACUUCUGUUACGUCGAACACUUCCAUGGAUGUUGCGCCGAGUCCACCCGUUGCGCCGAGCCCGCCCGUUGCGCCGAGCCCGCCCGUUGCGCCGAGCCCGCCCGUUGCGCCGAGUCGGUCCGCUGAACUUAUCUGGCCGAUUCCAGCCGGUUGUGAGGACCUCAACGAUCUCGAACUUGGGUGCAGCGAAGACGGUUGUAUCGAAAAAAAAUUAGUAGCCACUAAGGAUAUACAUGAGACUUCACCAGUGGACGGAACACAUGAUAGCGCACCAACCCAUGAUGCACAUGAGAACUUGCAGACCGAAGCUUCAACACCAGUAUCCCCGAAAGACACGGUGCCGAAAGAAAACAAGGCCUUACGAGAACAUACUCACGCGAAAUCACUCGUCAAACGGAGCAAAAAGAAGGGACUUGUGAAACCGAAGAGACAUGCCCAUACUAUCAGGACUGGAGCGGAGCCAAAUCACUCCAUUGAUACAAGCUCGACAGCGAGUCCAUCUUCCAAAAUACCUACAUCGUCACCCUCAACACGAACCAGACGCAAGGCAAAGUGGAAUAAGAGAAGAGUGAGAUCGGUACCAUCUCGGAGCCCCGUGGUUAAAAACGACGCACAGGAUAUGGACUGUGAUAAUCCAUAUGCGUGGCCUCCGGGGCUUCCGCCAUUGGGCCUCGACGUUCAUUCACCUUCGCCGAAGGGAUGGAGGGAGGGAGCAAGGACGCCACAGGGAUCACAUCCACAACUAGACGAAGCACAACUAAGCCGCCUGUUCAUGCCGCCCCCUCUGUGGGCUUCGAAUCGCUUGCAACAAGUCGUGGAAAUGGCAGCAACACCAAGCGCUUCCGUCCGUGGAGAGAAGGAGGAAUUACCCACCUUUGACGUCGUAGACGCAAUUCAUCCAGAUGAAUCGCACAAACAGUCGCAGCUUGCUAAGCUCACGGAGCCUACUUCUCGGGAUUUACAGCCAAUGCUGAGUUCCCAGUUGCUUCCUGAUCUGGCCGAUGUGCAACGCUGGAUCACAAACACAAGAAUCACCUCUAGUUUCCCAGAUUCAAACUUCACCAGCCCUCCAAAUCUGUCGUCCGACCCCGCGGUACCCUCACAUAAAGCCCCAUCGGAAUUUACACAGCGGAACCUCACUGGCGACAGAUCAGAAGCACGGAGACAUAGCGCAUCGCAUGGUAAUGCACAAAUUUCAGCUCAAGAAGGUCCUCGGGCCGUACUUGAAAGAGAUUCUUCGAUCUCCCAGUGGAUUUCGGAUCAGGACCAGGACCCAAAGCUUUCCGAUGUCCAGACACGGCAGCAAUCAUCUAAUCAGCAAGCUAUCUCGCAGCAGGAAAAGGACACCACCUACGACUUUAUCGAACAGACGGAGUCUCUCGUUCAAACUCUAACCUCUGAGGUAUCACGCAUGCUAGAGAACGAAUUGCGCUCUGUCAAAGAGAGGGCCAAAAACGACAGAGAAAGAAAGCGCCGACAGCGCUCUGUGCGGAUCAUUCACCAUGUCCAUAGCCGUUCGCGUCUUCACCUCAUCCCGAAUUCUCAUUCCCCCAAUUUCGAAUACAGGGUACCAUCGCCACCGCCGCGGCCGCCGGCGCCACAUCCCUAUAUCCUUAGAAACGCUUCGUCUUCCUAUCCCUAUUUAUCAUAUGUGGAUACCCGUUAUCCCCCCGGUUAUCCCCCCGGUUAUCCCCCAGGUUAUCCCCGUGACCCCCGAACUCCGGCCGCCCCCUCGUCAAGUACCGGGGCGGAGGGAUCCGAGGGGCAGAAUGAGCAGGAAUCUACCCGAACAGCAGUCGUUGAGCAGCAAGAUCUUGUGCCGAGACAAAUUUGCAGGACUGACUCUGGAAUGACAACAUCUCUUGAGGUUAACGAAGCACCAGGGUUACGCAACCGCCGGGGCGGUGGCGUUUCUAGUGGUGUUGCUGAUGGUAAUGGGUUGGCCAAUAUAACCAGAUCGAACCCAUCGCGAGCAAGGGAACCGGUGCAAGCCGGAAAUCCGAGUUUCGGUGAUUCGGAAAGAGGUGUGGAAGCCGCAGAAGCAGGUCCGAUAUGGGUAAAGGCGUUGUCUUAUCCCACAGAGGAGUCCGUGAUGGUCGACACCCGGUCCGGUAACCAGAUACCUCCAAGGCCGUACACAAUACCGAUGCCUUUAUUGUGUCCCCCACCCCGGCCUCCUAGCCAUCUACUCGAAGAUCCCCCAUCUCAACACUCGUCACAUAAUUUGGGAGCGGAAGACCGGAGUUUUGUCCUCAUCCACGAGCUCGACGAUAGCAGUCGGCAGUACAGGGUUAGCCACCGCCAGCACCACCGAGACCGUGAAACAUUAAGUCGGCGAGAUGCUACUCGCCACGGCCACCACGGAGACGGGGAUAAAGCCAUGGUUUUAUAUCGUUCCGAACGUCGAGCGCAGUCUUCUUACAGCCCUGAGCGUCGACCACAAUCUACACCUAGCUAUAGACACCGAUCACGAACGCCAUCAUCACGCAGCAUCAGGGACACCGACUAUGAGCUUCCUGGGCCUGCCUUUGUGGCGUCUGAAUUUUCCAAUCGACCAUCGGAAACUCCUCCGCCCAUUGCACGGCAGUUACCAUUAACCAUGGUUCAUUAUCAGCCACCUCCUCUUUGCCCAAAAAUCACGAAAGCCAAAGUUGUCGAUGUGUAUCAUCAGUCGCCUUUCAAGUUUGUCCCUCGCACCAGGGAGGUAGCACCGGAUACAUUCUUCGUUUCCAUCCUCCUAUCAUCCCAAUCAUCCGGAUCCGAGUAUAAAGUAUUUCGGAUAGAGCUCGACAAGAGUGAGGUUGAUGAUCGAGCCCUAUUCCAGAAGAUAAAGUCAACGUUCCAUGAUAUCCGAGGGUGGCGACGCAGGUUUUCAUUCAAGGGAGUAACCGACAUCAAAUUUGCCCAAUACGGCCAAGAUGGACUCCCAUGGCACCAAAACGCCGACCCCCAAUUCCGCCAUUUGAUCGUCACCCCAAUAUGGCGUCCCAUCGAUUACGAAGCCUAUGCCGGAAAUCAGCUCCUGCGGUACUUCUACAGCCCCAGAAAGCUACAACCAGCAAGCCACCAGUGGAUAAACGCAUUCACCGAGUUGAACGGCGGCAAGCCAGUACCAAAGAUCCUCGAUCUUCACGGGAAAAGGAUAUCGAAGGAGGUCUACGCCCCGCCGCUUGACGAGCCCUCUGGCCAGGGAAUAAUCUUUACCGAGGGUUGGCUGCCGGAUAGGAUCAUUGCUACUGUUGGAGCGAUGGUCCUCGCUAGCUUCAUAAUCUCCUUGAUAUGGAGCUUUCUCAGGGGCCCGGAACAGGGGAUUGCCGCAGGCAGCUAUGUUCUCGCGGCUUGUUCGAGUAUUGUGGGAAUGGUGUCGCUGGUUAGUGCACUGGAUUUUAUGGGUUCUUAAGUGGGCUUGUUCUCUUCCUUAUUUCUCCCUUUUUUUCUGAACGGCGGGUGUUUCUUUGGACGUAAUUAUGUACAGGCUUAUGUAGAUACCAUGAUCAUGAACGAAUAUGAAUGAAGUUGACGAAACCUAACCACAGGAAUGUGUGAUACCCUAUGAGUAG